UAUCCUAAUAGUUUACAAAACGGCGCACUUCAACAUACCAAACUUUUUCGUUUUCUGUUUUUCUUCAAAUAAAGUCUGACUUCACAUCUGAUGAAUCACCACCAUCUGAUUUCUGUUUUUGUGUCCCUCCCUCCUCACUUCACCAGGUAAGAGGGAAACAUCAGCUGAUCCUCCACCUCACCUGUUUGCAGGUAUGUGAGACGUCAUGAAAACAGCGUUAUUAACAACAAAGCAGCACACUUAUGUUUGGAGAAUAGAAACCGAAAGUUAACGAGACAGACAGGGAAAACGAAUCUUAAGUGAAGCAGGGGGGGAGGACCCGGGCUGUAUAUAAACACAGCUGUUCUGCCGCAAGGCACAUCGCAGAUCAUCGACGAUUAUUGGACACUUCAAGCUUGAAGGACGCUUUCUUCGUUACAAGUUCACUGCAAAAUCAAUCAUGGAACUAGUCAUCACUAUGCUGAACGGGACGUCCCGGACGCUGAAAGUAAACCCUCACGAGACAGUGGGGUCCCUGAAGACGUGCAUCCAGGAGCAGCUGAGGGUCCCCGUUUCGAGACAGAAGCUGGUCUUCAACAAUGGCCAAAGUAUGCAUCUGAACGACGACUCCAGACCUCUGAGCUCCUACAACCUGCACUCGGGCUCCCGGGUGUCCCUGCUGGUCACCGAGCCCGCCACCAUCCAGGUGUUCCUCAAAAACGAGAGGGGGACCAACAGCACCUAUGAAGUCACACCGGAGGAGACCGUGGAGAACUUCAGGAAGAGAGUGCAGGAAAGAGAGGGGGUUCCUGCGAACCAGCUGAGACUGAUCCACGAAGGAAAGGAGAUGCAGGCGGGGAAACUAGCCGACUACAAUGUGAGGGAGCUGAGCACCAUCUUCAUGACGCUGCGUCUGAGAGGAGGCUGAGAACGCUCACACGCCCACCAUG
Fundulus heteroclitus (mummichog) is the source of this 929-nucleotide messenger RNA. RefSeq names its product ISG15 ubiquitin like modifier (gene isg15). The transcript is spliced from 2 exons. NCBI's taxonomy places the organism in Eukaryota, Metazoa, Chordata, Actinopteri, Cyprinodontiformes, Fundulidae. The record is from RefSeq and is a predicted model, not a curated record. Gene Ontology annotation, cellular component: nucleus; cytoplasm. Gene Ontology annotation, biological process: protein ubiquitination; modification-dependent protein catabolic process. Bases 440 to 907 code for a protein of 155 amino acids. Gene Ontology annotation, molecular function: ubiquitin protein ligase binding; protein tag activity.